Molecule: messenger RNA, 2277 nt
Organism: Pimephales promelas (fathead minnow)
Lineage: Eukaryota; Metazoa; Chordata; Actinopteri; Cypriniformes; Leuciscidae
Source: RefSeq, a predicted model, not a curated record
CUUCAAGCUGUAAAAAUAGGGUACCUUUUGUAAGGGCCUCGUUGUUUUACAUUCAUUUCAAUGUGGGUAUCUUCUUGUUUAGAGGAAUCAUUUGUGGUCACUGUUGUGGAAACAUUAAAUAUGUGUAUAACAUACUGCAUGUGAAUAAUAAUAAUGAUAAUAGUACAAAAUCUUGGCGUUAGAAAGUCAACAUAAUAAAAACUGAAUGGAAAAUAAGUUGUAUAUUCAUUCAAAGCACCGCCCCCUACUCACAUUGGCAUGAACAUUCAAUUGCGCAUGCGCAUCCUUGCUCACCGGCAGUGGCACUGCAGCGCAACGGUGACGGUCAGAGGAGACGAUCGUUAUACUUUCGUGAAGACGACGAGCUGUGACGAACAAUCGUAAGUAACAUAUUUUAAAGUUUCUUUAUAUUAACAUUUGACACAAUCUAGAAAUAUUUAUGUGUAAACCUGCCUAAAUUUUUUUUCUUAACAUUUUAAGACUUGUGUGGUCAGUUAGUCAUCUGCUUUUCGCUAUAUAAUUAUAUAAUGUUCAGCGGUCUUACAUUUAUCAACUACUUACAUCAUACGUAGAAACUUUUGAGCAGAUAUACACCAUAUGUAGAAACUUAAGUAAUUUCUUAAACGUUAUUUUUGUAGCUAACAUCAACAAUGGGCUUCAUCAGUGACUGUCGGUUAACUUAGGCCUCGGACGUACGUUACGUUUCUGUUGCUGGUUGCUUAGUGACAGUUUUAAACAUCAUUUUGGAGGGAAAUUACCCUUAUCUGUUCUAAAUCCACUAUAAAAAUCGCAAUAUACACGAGAAAUAACUUGUGUUCUUGGACCUUGGCUUGAACAUAUCUCUCCUAAAAGCAAGCAGUUGUCGUAAUGUACGAGACUCGCACAGGCACGCAACUACACGGCUAGAUCACCGGCUGGUGCGUAGCCUGAUUGAGGUCCAGAUCGAACAAAACUUUAACAAGAGAUUAAUACAUCUAUAAAACAUUAAUUUCUUUUUACAUUAAACAUUAAAGCAUAUUAUAUUUGGAUAAACACUCUUUGUUACAUAUCAAACGCAUAUAAUUGACAGAAUAUUGUCUAUUUUCUUUUUAUCCUAUUAAGAAAAUGAGGUUUAUGUUAAUCCAGUGGAUUGAAGAUCCCCCAACAUGGGAUGUGCUUUCAACUGAUAAAAUUAUUAAUGGAAAGUGUGAGAUUGGUGGUGUAUGUGAUGUCCAGUACGAGGAAGAGUCCAGCCCUGCAAAAAUUCUAAACAUUGGAACUAGAUCGGCCAUGCUUAAGCAGCUUCAUUCUGUAGAGAAAAAUCAGUCCAUCAAACAAUCCAGACCUGAAGGGAAUGAAGAAUUAGGGAGAGGGAGGCGCCAGAAGUAUAGAAGAAUACUUUCUGAAUCAGAAAGCAGUGACGAAUAUGAGGCAGUCAGUAAACAAGUUUCUGAAAAAAACAUCAAAAGAAUAAGAGCCAGAUCCUUUCUGCAUCAGUAUAAUCGAGAAAAACACCCAUUCACUGCAGAGGAUCCAUUGGAAUCAAGCAGGGAGGCAACAACAUCAACAAGGAAUGACAGUGGAGUCAAUCAACAAAUCUUGGCCGAGUUAAGAGAGAUUAAGAGUGUUCUUGUGGAAACUCUAACACUUUUAAAAAAUGGAUGCACUCCAUUAAUGACUGCACCUGCCCACACUCUCCCUGCACGCACUUCGGAUAUGCCAGCCCCAGAGUCUUCCCCUGUGGUACCUGCCCCUUCCUCUCUACUGCCUCUUCAUGUAAAGGAGACUAGGAGUAAUAAUGACUGCAAAAAGGUUCGAAUUGGCCCCAACACAUCCAUCGGUGCCGAACAGUUUGGCCACAUUAAAUGGACCGAAGCUAAAAAAGCAACAAAAGACCUCCUGGUGGCUGUUUUUGGAAGAGCAACACUGGCAACACACUGCUACACAGGAAAAAGUUCUAAUGCCUUCAAAGACAAAAUAGCAAAGCCACAACUGGAGGCUCAAAAAGUGUCUGACAUAAUUGGCUACAUCAAAAACAAAUUUAAUAUUGAAGCAAAUGUAAUUAAGAAGGCCAUCUCCCAGAAAUGCGCAGAUGAAAGCAAAAUGUCAAAAAGGCGCCACAAUGAUUCUGUGUGAGUUUGAAUCAAACUGAUUUGUUCAGGAUGUUUAAUGCUGUAUUUCAUAGUAAGUGUGUGUGCGUGCGUGCGAGUUUGUGUGAAUCAGACAGAUUUGCUCAGGAUAUUUUUAAUGUUGUAUUUCAGUUAUUGUUGUUUGUGUGUGUGUGUGUGACUGUGUGUG